Molecule: messenger RNA, 192 nt
Organism: Chaetomium globosum CBS 148.51
Lineage: Eukaryota; Fungi; Ascomycota; Sordariomycetes; Sordariales; Chaetomiaceae
Exons: 2
Coding region: 1-192 (63 amino acids)
Source: RefSeq, a predicted model, not a curated record
AUGCUUACCGUCGGGACGUCAGGGCUAAGUCAAACAAAUGAAUCCAGUUUGAUGGUCCAACUGACGUUGGCGAAAGUCAGCACUCUGGCUGAGGUAGAAUACCCUCUCGUUGUCAGCUCGGCGGAGGUAGACGCAUUACAGGACGUACCCAGACCUGGGAGGUGGGCCGGUCUGCCCUUCUGGCUCGAGUAG